Messenger RNA from Diversispora eburnea, 138 nucleotides. The record is from the annotation of a GenBank genome assembly. Lineage: Eukaryota; Fungi; Glomeromycota; Glomeromycetes; Diversisporales; Diversisporaceae.
GAAUUAUCACUAACUCGUACAACUAAAAGAAGAAGAACUGAAGAAAGAAGGGAAGAACAGUAUUUCAAUGAAUUAUCAAUAGGUCGAGUUCAUAUAACAUUAGAUCUUGGUGUUCGUGAUAGUUGUGGUGAUGUGUGA